ACGGAGUCUCCAGACUCAUUAUAACUGGACGGAACCAAUAGUGAGCGCCAACCCUCCUGGCGUCGGAGGCGCCUGUGUUCCCUCAAGGCUCGGCCCUGCUCGUGGAUUUCGCGUUUCGCUUCAAUCGUCUGACAACCUCCCUCCAGCCUCUUGCCAGGCCAGCCAAAGCGUCGUCGUACCCCUAGAGACAUAGGCACUGUAUCCUUAACAGAGAAGUCUUUGUCUUAAUUGCUGAGAGAAUUGCAUUGAUCACCGCCAUGGUUGCAGAACAUUUGACGAUUCGUAACCUCACCUCCACGCCAAUUACGUUGAAGCGCAUUGAACGAUUCCACGCUGCCCAGAAGCCUCGCGAUAACAUCCAAUCCCUAGCAAAGAACUUCACACGCGUAUUUACCAAUGUUACCCGUGCCGGGCCGCUUGUUGCGGUGAUCAACGAUGACACUAAGCCAUUCGCCGAAGAGGACGUUGACAUCCAUGUCGAGCCUUUCCAAACAGUGCGCACCCAGCUCCGCGCCUUCAUCGAUUCAGACAAGGAGCGCCUGCGCUGGGUCUUUGAAUCACAGGGAGAGAGACACCAAGUCCAAACCCCUGUGCCUACAGCCGAAUCUGCUACGAUGAAGCCGCUGUCCCCAAACCCUGAACUCCAAUUUACGGGGGUCUUCGUAACGCGCGAAUCUCACCUGGCCAUUUUCUCCUCCGCAAACCUCAACUCGUGGAUGCGUGAGUUAAAGGACAACACCUUACUUUCAGCGCUGUCCAUCCCAGGAACACACAAUUCCCCGACUUGUCAUCUUGCCCCCCCCUCCGUUCGCUGCCAAGCGGUCAGCCCACGCGAACAACUCCGAAAUGGCGUGCGAUUCUUCGAUAUUCGCGUGCAGCCCCAGUACCCCGAGGAUCCCGCUAAAGACGAGCUUAUCCUCGUGCACAGCGUCUUCCCUAUCUCCCUAACAGGAAGUAAGUACUUCCGCGAGCUUAUGCGCGAAGUGAACGACUUCCUAGAACAGAACCCAUCAGAGACUCUCAUCAUGUCUCUGAAGCGCGAGGGUCCCGGAACCCAUACCGACGAACAGCUAAGCCGAAUUCUGCACGAUCAUUACGCCCGUCCCGACAGUCGGUGGUACACAGAUCCCAAGAUCCCCACGCUCGGCGAGGCUCGCGGGAAAGUGGUCCUCGUGCGCCGGUUCAACAUCCUCGAGGGACUGAAGGACGUGCACGGCGGCGGCCGCGGCUGGGGUAUCAAUGCUACCGGGUGGGCCGAUAAUUGCGCGAACGCCACCUGCCCAAGCGGUCAGAUUUGCAUCCAGGAUUUCUACGAAGUCAUGGAAACCCAGAAUAUCGAGAAGAAAAUCGGGUACGUUGUCGAUCAGUGCAAGCGGGCCGGCGAAACAUGCUAUCCCUUCGGUAUCCUUCCGGGCCCCAACGCAACCCGGGCCCAUCCAUUCUAUGUCAAUUUCUUGUCCGCAAGCAACUUCUGGAAGGUCAAUACCUGGCCCGAAAAGAUUGCAGCCAAGUUGAACCCCGCCACCGUCGACCAUCUUUGCAGAAUCCACGGCGAAGGGGAUGACUGCGAUUGGUCUACGGGUAUCCUUGUCACCGAUUGGGUUGGGUUGGAUGGCGAUUGGGACCUUGUGCGAUGCAUUGUAGGAAUGAAUGCCCGGCUGAUGAUGCGACAAAUCAAGCAGCAAGAGCUUGGACAGAAAUGAUCCUGGAUUUAUGAAUGUUUUUU
Aspergillus ochraceoroseus IBT 24754 is the source of this 1726-nucleotide messenger RNA. RefSeq names its product phosphatidylinositol-specific phospholipase C. Gene Ontology annotation, molecular function: phosphoric diester hydrolase activity. The transcript is spliced from 2 exons. The coding region runs from base 258 to 1703 and encodes 481 amino acids. The record is from RefSeq and is a predicted model, not a curated record. Gene Ontology annotation, biological process: lipid metabolic process. NCBI's taxonomy places the organism in Eukaryota, Fungi, Ascomycota, Eurotiomycetes, Eurotiales, Aspergillaceae.